Molecule: messenger RNA, 1317 nt
Organism: Budorcas taxicolor (takin)
Lineage: Eukaryota; Metazoa; Chordata; Mammalia; Artiodactyla; Bovidae
Gene: SNX31
Product: sorting nexin 31
Exons: 14
Coding region: 1-1317 (438 amino acids)
Biological process (GO): intracellular protein transport
Cellular component (GO): early endosome
Molecular function (GO): phosphatidylinositol binding
Source: RefSeq, a predicted model, not a curated record
AUGAAGAUGCAUUUCUGCAUCCCGGUGUCCCAGCAGCGGCCCGACGCGCUGGGGGGCCGCUACGUGCUGUAUUCCGUGUACCUGGACGGGUUUCUGUUCUGCAAGGUGCGUUACAGCCAGCUGCAUCGUUGGAAUGAGCAGCUGAAGCGGGUGUUUGGAAAUUGCCUGCCACCCUUUCCACCAAAGUACUAUCUUGCAAUGACCACAUCUAUGGCUGAUGAGAGAAGGGACCAGUUAGAACAAUAUUUGCAAAAUGUAACCAUGGACCCAAACAUGUUGAGAAGUGAUGUCUUCGUUGAUUUUUUAAAACUGGUGCAGCUGGACACAUUCAGCAUCGCCACCAAGAAAGCGUCUCUGGAUAUAUUUCUGCCUGAUGGAAGGAGCACUAAAGUCGAAAUUCUAACAUCAGAUACUGCCGAAAGAGUUCUGGAGGUGGUGUCACACAACGUUGGACUGUGUCAGGAGCUGCUGGGCUACUUCGGCCUGUUUCUCAUUCAGUUUUGCAAAAAGGGCAGGCUGUCUGUCGUGAAAAAAUUGGCAGACUUUGAACUCCCAUAUGUUAGCCUUCGAAGUUCCGAAGUGGAAAACUGCAAGGUUGGACUCAGGAAGUGGUACCUGGACCCAUCCCUUGACACCAGGCUGAUGGACUGCAGAACAGCUGUAGAUCUGAUCCACAUGCAGGCAAUACAAGACAUUGAAAAAGAAUGGGCCAAACCCACAGAGGUGCAGAGGCAGAAAUUAGAGGCUCUCCAGAAAGAAGACAACCAAACAAAGUUUUUGGAGCUCGCCCGGGAGGUCCGGCACUAUGGAUACGUGCAGCUGGAACCCUGCACCUGUGAUCACCCAGAACCGGGCUGCCAGGCGCUUCUUUCUGUCGGCAAUAAUGAGAUCAGCUGCUGCAUAACCCUGCCUGAUAACCAGACCCUGGACGUCACUUUCCAGAUGGACAGAGUGAAGUGCUGGCAGGUCACUUUCCUUGGGACUCUGCUGGAUACGGAUGGGCCACAGCAAACUCUCAACCAGAACUUAGAGCUCAGAUUUCAGUAUUGCGAGGAUAGUCACUGGCGGUGGUUUGUUAUUUACACCAAACAGGCUUUUUUGCUGAGUAGCUGCUUGAAAAAAAUGAUCUCAGAAAAGAUGGUAAAGCAAGCUGCAGAGAAUCCAGAAAUGCAGAUUGAAGUUCCAGAACAAGGCAAAAGUAAAAAAUACCACAUUCAACAAAACCAGAAAGACUAUUCUAGUUUUCCGCCAAGAAAAAGCAAGAUUAAGAUAGCUGAAGUUGACUGUGGUUUUGGGAACGUAAAGGAAGAUCUUUGA